Molecule: messenger RNA, 447 nt
Organism: Perkinsus marinus ATCC 50983
Lineage: Eukaryota; Perkinsozoa; Perkinsida; Perkinsidae
Exons: 4
Coding region: 1-447 (148 amino acids)
Source: RefSeq, a predicted model, not a curated record
AUGUCGUUCGAACGUGACUGCAUUUCGUUCAAGGUCCUACUCGAUAAUGGUGCCGACCCACACUGUGCCGCUGAGAGUUACAGUCAUACUACUCCGAUGAUGGCGGCUGCGAGUGCUGUGUUCUACAUCCCAGCCGAUCUUCCACGUUCCUUAGUCCGUAAGGCUCUUGGAGAAACCGAUAUCAACAUGAAAUGGACCUGUAUCGUUGGGGCCGCGCGCUGGGGCCAGCAGACUUCCACAGUGAAGCUCCUCGUAGAAUGCCUUCGUCUCUGCCCCGGAAUACAAGGAGCAUUCGUGACGGAGCAGCUGGCUACAGCUGCCAAGUGGGCCAGACUCGGUAAGCAUGAAGACAUCUCAGAGGUCUUGGCUCGAUACGGCUCCGUGAGUACUCCUGAGGACUAUGAGACCAAGCUCGAGCUCUUGAAGAAGCUGUUGGGCGUUGAUUAA